AUGAAUUCGACACAUCAAUACUCCGGCCGCUCUCCCGAAUAUAACGCAGGGGCUUAUGGUCGUGAUGGGGCACCCGCUCAAAACUUUAUGUCCUCUCUGGCUCCUGCCCAUCGCCAACCAGCACCUCAGCGGCCCAACAUUGCCCCUUCCGAGCGUCCUCUUCCCCCGAUGGAUCGGCUGUCUCCCUCAUCGCAUCCGGGUCCUCGAGGCCCUCCAACUUACCCCGCAGAAGAUCCCUUUGUUUCUCCGUUUGAUCCCAAGCUGCCUCCUCCUAAGGCAGCGUUCCUCGAACCCACCUCACCCACCUCGCAUAGCUAUGAGUCUCAUUCAUCGGGUGGAUUGAUUCACGGUGAAUCAGAGAAACCUUCAACCAGACAAGAUUUCUACCGUCCCGACACGCAAUGGAAAGAUCUAGACCGAGCCAAGCAACAAGGAUCUAGUAAUUGGCUCCAAAAGCAAUCUCAAGCCGGCUCAAAGUUUAAAACCAUUACGUGGAUUAUCGCAGUUUUUGCUUUAGUGAUCAUUGGCGCCCUUAUCGCCAAAAUUAUCACCAAAAAAUCAGAACCUGUUACAGCCCCUGCGUCAUUGAAAUGGGCAAAUGGUGCUGAUCACGUCCCAACCUUCGGAGCAAACAGUACCACCUCCGCCGCUCCCACUGACACGUCUAAAACAGCAAAGACCGCCUCCGAUUCAACAAGUAGCCCCUCGACAUCUGCCAAAACAGCAAGCGCAAAACGGCACCUAGUAGUACUUGAUUGA
Molecule: messenger RNA, 759 nt
Organism: Puccinia triticina
Lineage: Eukaryota; Fungi; Basidiomycota; Pucciniomycetes; Pucciniales; Pucciniaceae
Exons: 3
Coding region: 1-759 (252 amino acids)
Source: RefSeq, a predicted model, not a curated record